Molecule: messenger RNA, 288 nt
Organism: Peronospora matthiolae
Lineage: Eukaryota; Oomycota; Peronosporomycetes; Peronosporales; Peronosporaceae
Source: the annotation of a GenBank genome assembly
AUGAGCUUGGCGGCGCCGAAGCAGGAGGCUUCGGGUCGGAUCUGUGCAAGUGUUGCUACUGCGGCAGUCCUAACAAGCUGCCGCCAGUGGUGCCCUAGCAAGGCUGUCGCAGAUUGUAUGCGGCAGUCGUCAAAUUCUGGAAUGUCCGUCUUGUCGUCUUCUGAUUCGCGUACGUCUUCGCUCAUCUCCCCGUCGCGUUGUCAGAUUUAUUGUUCAUUUGAUCGUGUGGCUACCACCGCCUUAACGGACGGAAGCGACAUCGUGCUGCGGAUGCUGAAAGAAUCCUAG